UUUGACGCAAUAUGGAUUGUCUUGUUGAAAAUAUAGUUAGAUGGAUGAUGAUCCGUUAUUUUUCAUGAUGAGACGCGACUAUAGUUGUUCUAACCAUCAAUAGUUAUUACUAGUCAACUCUUAUUGAAUGAUUAUUUGAUUGGACUAUAAUUAUGGCACGUCGAGGUGUGUGGGAACUCGAAAAGAUAACCUUGUACUAUUGUCUCCAGGGUGGAAGUAGUCAAGGUACUCGAGGUUUUGUAGAAGAAAGGCUAGCGUCUUUUGCAAAGGAAAACCCACAAAUACAAUUUGAAACUGUAAUAGAAGAAGGACACCCUGAAGCGGUUGGUUUAUAUCGUAACGGUUAUAAGCGUACUCUAAGUUUACGUAACUUGGAGCCUAUAGAAGUUCACGACCAUUUACUAUAUUUGCGAAAUACUUGGGGAGAACCAGAGCAGAAACAUAGUAAGAUUUCUUAUGGAGUUAUUAGUAACACGCCCUCCGUACAGGGUUAUUGGCGAACAGAACCGGAUUUGGAAGCCCCAUCUUCUGUCCGUCGUAGUUAUUUGGGACAAAUACCUCCCAAUGUACCUCCACAGUUUCGAUCCUUUGCACAACUACAAAGAGAAUUAGGCCUAGCAGGCGUUACAGAGCUCUUACAAAACCUCGGAUGUAGUAAAUGGGUGGUAUCGGGAAUGACUGGUGUGAAAGUCAAAAGUAGGAAGAAGAGAGACUAAUUUUUUACAGAAGAUAGGCCACCAUCUAUAGGAAAUACUUGACCAGUGAUCCAAUCAUUAUCAGGAUGUAAUAAAAAAGCCGCUAAUCGAGCUACUUGUAAAGGAUUUCCUAUUUUUCCCAAGGGAUGCAUAGCAGUCGAAGUCUUGAGAGCGUUACUAUUACUUGUUAGAAAAUGAGCAAGUGGAGUAUCCACUAGUCCUGGAGCGAUACAAUUCACUCGAAUAUUUUUGGAUGCAAAAGUAGCAGCACUAGACUGGGCCAGUCCUACUAUACCAGCUUUAGCUGCAGCUAU
Messenger RNA from Galdieria sulphuraria, 1009 nucleotides. RefSeq names its product mitochondrial ribosomal protein L51/S25/CI-B8 family protein. The coding region runs from base 153 to 716 and encodes 187 amino acids. Gene Ontology annotation, cellular component: mitochondrial large ribosomal subunit. The transcript is spliced from 2 exons. The record is from RefSeq and is a predicted model, not a curated record. Gene Ontology annotation, molecular function: structural constituent of ribosome. Gene Ontology annotation, biological process: mitochondrial translation. NCBI's taxonomy places the organism in Eukaryota, Rhodophyta, Bangiophyceae, Galdieriales, Galdieriaceae.